Vombatus ursinus (common wombat) is the source of this 4333-nucleotide messenger RNA. RefSeq names its product ubiquitin specific peptidase 33 (gene USP33). Gene Ontology annotation, molecular function: zinc ion binding; cysteine-type deubiquitinase activity. The record is from RefSeq and is a predicted model, not a curated record. The transcript is spliced from 25 exons. Gene Ontology annotation, biological process: protein deubiquitination. NCBI's taxonomy places the organism in Eukaryota, Metazoa, Chordata, Mammalia, Diprotodontia, Vombatidae. The coding region runs from base 637 to 3360 and encodes 907 amino acids.
CCUCAUCUGUAAAGUGGGGGCAAUAAUAGCACCUCCUUUCCAGGGUUGUUGUGAAGGUCAAAUCUUUGCAAACCAUAAUAUGCUACGCAAGUGAUAGCCAGUGUUGUUAUCGCUGAUUUUAGAGCAAAGUCUGGACAGGCCUGCGUUUGCAUCUGCACAAGUAAAACGCCACCGAAAGCAGCUUUUGUUUUGUCCCUUCCUAGUCGAAGGGCCGGCCUAGGCAAAAACUGAGACCACGUGGAACCAGGGAGUUGGAAGGCGAAACCCCAGAGGAGCUGCGUUCCCUGGACGACCACGGAUCGUCCAGCCUCUCCUUGGAUACCCUUUCACUGCCUUACUGGGAUGAAAACAACAAUAAAAUACGCGUGGGGGCAGGCGUAAAAUCUUACACAAGACACCUGGCAUUUCGCAGAGGACAACUAAGGUUCAUACAGUGCCAAGCACAGAAUGGGUGCUUUAUCAUCAAGAGCUUGCUGGUUGGUUGGUGGCCGCACGGGCCUGUGGCUGGAAACGUCUCGUCCAUGGGCAGACUCUCCAUCUCUUGGCGGGAUCAGGCAGACGGCCUUCUUUGGUGACUGGUGACUUUUAGGACCAAUCAGAUAUUAUCUUGCCCUGAAAGUUCCGGGAUUUAAAGAGAUGCCCAGCGUUGAAAUGCCGGCCCCCAGCAGUGACUGUCCACAUUUGGAGUCAGUGGGCGAAAUAACAAAAGAAAACUUGAUUCAGAAGUCUCUUGGCACUUGUCAGGACUGUAAAGUCAGAGGACCGAAUCUCUGGGCCUGUCUAGAGAACCGAUGUGCGUACGUUGGCUGUGGCGAAUCCUACGUGGACCAUAGCACUAUUCACUCUCAGGAGACAAAGCAUUAUCUCACCGUGAACCUCACCACCCUGCGGGUUUGGUGUUAUGCCUGCACCAAAGAAGUCUUCCUGGAGAGGAAGUUUGGGACGCCCGUGUCCCUGCCGCAGACGACAAGGCCACACCCCGCGGCCCCGGAAAGCAGCGUCCAGGACUUUAAGGUGCCUCACCCUACCCUCAAGACUCCUCUGGCCGCAGUCUUGGAUGAUCUGGACAGAGAUGUGGAGGAAGAGGACGCACUGAAGGCGAGAGGUCUCACGGGUCUGAAAAACAUCGGCAAUACUUGCUAUAUGAACGCUGCUUUGCAGGCUCUUUCUAAUUGCCCACCUUUGACCCAGUUCUUUCUUGAUUGCGGAGGACUAGCCCGGACGGAGAAGAAGCCAGCCAUCUGUAAAAGCUAUCUCAAGCUGAUGACGGAGCUUUGGCACAAGAGCAGGCCUGGGUCUGUUGUUCCGACUAAUUUGUUUCAAGGAAUUAAAACUGUCAACCCGGCAUUUCGAGGUUACUCCCAACAGGAUGCCCAGGAAUUCCUCCGAUGUUUAAUGGACCUGCUUCAUGAGGAGCUCAAAGAACAAGUCAUGGAAACUGAGGACGGGGCCUCUCCUGGGACAGGCGAGGAGAAGAGCCCGUCAGAGAUGGACUUCCAGUCAUGUGAGUCAUGUGGGAGCAGUGACAAAGCCGAGAACGAGACAGGCUCCCGCGGUCUGAUGGAGGACCACGCGGAGACAGCCAUGUUAAUCCAGGAGGAUGAGAACAACGCCAGCCCCGGAAUGGUGAAAGAAAAAGCUCCGUGUAACAAGGCAAGCCCCAGGAGUCCUGAGGACGACUUGGAGAAAGACGUAGACACUUUGUCAGAGAUGGUGGACAUCUUAAACAGCCAGGAAACCGUCAAAGUGCAGAUACACAGCCGGCUUUCAGAACAUGCCCCCGAUAGUCACAUGAUCGACCAUCUGCCAUCGAAUGAAGGAGGCAGUCCACGCUUGUCCGCCAGCCCUCCCAAAUCGAGCUCCCUGUGGCCAGGUGCAGUCUCUGGCCACAAAAGAGCCCUGCCAGCCCCAUCUCCCAAGAGGAAAAAGCAGCAGAAGAGAUACCGGAGCGUCAUUUCGGAUAUCUUCGAUGGGACGAUCGUGAGCUCUGUGCAGUGUCUGACUUGUGACCGGGUGUCGGUGACCCUGGAGACCUUCCAGGACCUGUCCCUGCCCAUCCCCGGCAAAGAGGACCUCGCACGGCUGCACUCGGCGAGCCACCCAACCGCCAUGGUCAAAGCGGGAUCCUGCGGGGAGGCGUAUGCGCCCCAAGGCUGGAUUGCCCUGCUCAUGGAGUACUUGCGCAGGUUUGUUGUCUCCUGUGUCCCUAGCUGGUUUUGGGGUCCAGUAGUGACCUUGCAAGAUUGUCUCGCCGCCUUUUUCGCCAGAGAUGAGCUCAAAGGUGACAACAUGUACAGUUGUGAAAGAUGCAGAAAAUUGAGGAACGGCGUGAAGUUCUGUAAGGUGCAGAAGUUUCCUGAGAUUUUGUGCAUCCACCUGAAGAGGUUCAGGCACGAGCUCAUGUUUUCCACCAAAAUCAGCACCCACGUGUCUUUUCCUCUCGAGGGCCUCGAUCUUCAGCCCUUCCUUGCCAAGGACAGCCCCUCCCAGAUCGUGACCUAUGACCUGUUGUCAGUCAUCUGUCACCAUGGAACCGCGAGCAGUGGACACUACAUCGCCUAUUGCCGCAACAAUCUCAACGCCCUGUGGUACGAGUUCGACGAUCAGAGCGUCACCGAAGUCUCGGCAGCGGCUGUGCAGAACGCAGAGGCUUACGUGCUUUUCUACAGGAAGAGCAGUGAGGAUGCGCAGAAGGAGCGGCGGCGCGUGUCCAACUUGCUGAACAUGAUGGAGCCCAGUCUCCUGCAGUUCUACGUCUCUCGCCAGUGGCUGAACAAGUUCAAGACCUUCGCGGAGCCCGGGCCCAUCUCCAAUCGCGACUUCCUCUGCGUUCACGGAGGUGUCCCCCCACGCAAAGCCGGCUACAUCGAGGACCUCGUAGUGAUGCUUCCUCAGAACAUCUGGGACAAUUUAUACAGCAGGUACGGGGGAGGACCAGCCGUCAACCACCUGUACGUGUGUCACACCUGCCAGAUAGAAAUGGAGAAAGUGGAAAAAAGAAGAAAAAUGGAGCUGGAAAUGUUUGUGCGGCUGAACCGGGCCUUCCAAGAGGAGGAGUCACCGGCUGCAUUUUUCUGCAUCAGCAUGCAGUGGUUCAGAGAGUGGGAAGGGUUUGUGAAAGGGAAAGAUGGAGAUCCCCCCGGUCCCAUUGAUAACACUAAGAUUGCCAUCAACAAGGGUGGUAGCAUCGUCCUCAAACAAGGGGCAGAUUCGGGGCAGAUUUCUGAAGAAACAUGGAAUUUCCUUCAGUCCAUCUAUGGCGGAGGGCCAGAGGUUAUUUUGCGCCCGCCUGUCGCCCCCAUCGACCCUGACGUGCUGCAAACAGAGGAGAAGAUUGAAGUGGAGACUCGGGCCCUCUGACCGCGACGUCCACGGGAUAUCCUUCCCACUUGCACAAAGAAAAAACCAUUCCUGAAAGCAUGUUUAUUUUCUUGCUUUUCGACCUUUCCCCCCUUUCUUCCUCCUCACUGGGCAUUACAGUUGUGGAUGAGUAUGUCGCGACUUGGAAUCCCCUGUAGGUGACGCGUUGAAUGCUAAACAAUUUACUGUGAAGUCUUUCCAAGGCCACGUUUUGAAAAGGAUGAGCUCCGUGUCUUGAGGUUGUUCAAUCAGUGGACAGUAGGUCAUUGAUCUUUUUUACCACAUGUAUGCUUUGUAGACUUGUAAAAUAAAAUGGCUUUUAGAAUGUUUCUCGAACCUCAUCCCGUGAUUCUGAGCCUACGUUGAGGGCUCCAGCCAGGGCUCCUGUUGGGAGUGGACUCUGCGGGGCCCUUCACGUUGAUCGGAAGGCCGGACCUGCAGGAUGCGUCUGAAUUUCCCACGACUCAGGAAAAGUAUCCCCUCCCCCUUCUCCUGGCACUGCAGUACAUACAGGGGGCCGUGAAAACCUCAGCCACACGUUCUCAUUUGGAUGUAUCAAGUAUGUGAUUGGUUGGGAUGAAUUUGUCGGCAGAUGUAACGUGUCGCUUGUGCGUUGUGGGUGUUAACAUGUCGGUCCUCCCAAGCCCAGAGAACAUUUCACUGUGUCGGUGGCUGUACAACCUGUAGCGAGUCUUAGGGUCCUUUUCUUUUGAGAGCAUGCAGUAAGUGAUGUGCAUCCAUAGCCCUGGCCACCCUGAAGAGCACUUGGACAAGUGCGUCGACAUUCCUUCUGAAUAAUAUUCUGUCUGCACCACUCUCCGCGGCAUGAUUAUGUGAUGUCCAGAGCUGGGUCGAUCGCGAGAUUGCCAAUGUUGGAUGACGCUGGUCGGGGCUGCUGGGGGAGGGACCACUUGUUGCUGCUACAGCUCAAGCAAUGUUCUGAACCAGCUCAAUAAAGCGAUUUUUAAAAAUA